Molecule: messenger RNA, 4484 nt
Organism: Daphnia magna
Lineage: Eukaryota; Metazoa; Arthropoda; Branchiopoda; Diplostraca; Daphniidae
Gene: Polr3A
Product: DNA-directed RNA polymerase III subunit RPC1
Exons: 17
Coding region: 148-4311 (1387 amino acids)
Biological process (GO): DNA-templated transcription
Molecular function (GO): DNA-directed RNA polymerase activity; DNA binding
Source: RefSeq, a predicted model, not a curated record
CACAGUGUGAAAGCCUAUCUUGGUCGAAUUGGCACCGGUUAACCACGUGUUUUUACCUCGUCAUUUUAUUAAUUUUUUUAAUUUUUAGUCUUUUAUUUCUUCUUUUAAUUUCUUCUUUUAAAUAUAACACAAAAUUAAAUAAACAAAAUGGUUAAGGAACAAUACCGAGAGACGGACGUCAUUAGAAAAAUUGCCAGAGUAAGCUUUGGAAUUGAGAGUCCACAACAAAUACAGCAACAAGCCCAUAUUCAAAUAGUAGCUCAGAAUUUGUACAACCGUGAUGCUUCUCGAACACCUAUGCAGUAUGGAAUGCUGGACAGGAGAAUGGGAAUGAGUGUUAAAGAUGCAAUAUGUGGGACAUGUGGAAAAGGCUUGGCAGAAUGUGUUGGCCAUUUUGGCUACAUAGAUCUGGAACUCCCUGUUUUCCAUGUGGGCUACUUCAAGGCUGUAAUAACAAUACUUCAAACAAUUUGCAAAACAUGCUCCCAUGUUUUGCUAAAUGAGAAAAUGAGAAAAGUUUAUCGAGCAAAGUUAAGAAACUCAAAGAUUCCAUAUUUGACCAAGAAAGCUUUGAGGAAGCAAAUUCAAGAAGUGUGUAAAAAAGUAUCGUGUUGUCCCAAGUGCAACAAUAUCAAUGGAAUGGUCAAGAAAUGUGGUAUGCUGAAAAUUUCUCAUGAGAAGUUUAGAAGUCUUAAAAAGGAUAGUGUCAUUGUUAAGGAAGAACUAGAAGCUUAUGAGAAUGCCAUUCAUUUCAACAAAGAAGUUGAGCCAAUGGUAUCAUCUGGAUUGAUCAAGAUAUUAAAUCCUCUAGAAGUUCUUCACUUACUUGAAAGAAUUCCCGAUGAAGAUAUUCAAUUUCUCGUGAUGAAUCCUGAACAUGGACAUCCGAAAGACAUGAUUCUCACUCGUGUACCAGUCCCUCCGGUUUGCAUCCGACCUUCUGUAGUAUCCGAUUUGAAAUCAGGAACAAAUGAAGAUGAUUUAACAAUGAAACUGACAGAAAUUGUUUUCUUGAACGAUGUGAUAGUUAAGCAUCGCCUCUCCGGUGCCAAAAGUCAAAUGAUUCUGGAAGACUGGGAUUUUCUGCAACUACAGUGUGCCCUAUACAUCAACAGCGAAUUAUCUGGCAUCCCGUUAAACAUGCAGCCAAAAAAGCCAUCACGGGGCUUAGUUCAACGUCUCAAAGGCAAACAAGGACGAUUUCGUGGAAAUCUUUCGGGAAAGCGUGUAGAUUUCUCCGGCAGAACGGUUAUCUCACCUGACCCAAACUUGCGGAUUGAUCAAGUUGGCGUUCCAGAAUUAGUUGCUAAAAUCCUAACAUUUCCUACUCGCGUCAAUGAGGCUAACAUCGAGCUUAUGCGAAAGUUAGUUAGGAAUGGUGCAGACAUUCAUCCUGGCGCUAAUUACCUUCAGGAAAAAGGUUCAGACCUGAAAAAGUUUCUGAAAUAUGGAAACCGCGAAAGUCUUGCCCGCAAUCUGAAGUUCGGUGACUUGAUCGAAAGGCAUAUGAUGGAUGAAGAUAUAGUCUUAUUCAACCGCCAGCCAUCUUUGCACAAGCUAUCUAUUAUGUGCCACCGAGCAAAGAUUUUACCGCAUCGUACUUUUCGCUUUAACGAGUGCGUCUGUACGCCCUACAAUGCAGAUUUUGACGGAGAUGAGAUGAAUCUUCACCUUCCUCAAACAGAAGAAGCCCGAGCAGAAGCCUGGAUACUCAUGGGAAACAAGUAUAAUUUGGUCACACCGCGCAAUGGCGAAUUGUUGAUAGCAGCUAUUCAGGAUUUCAUUACUGGAGCGUACCUACUGACGUUGAAGGAUGCUUUCUUUGAUAGAGCCAAGACCUGCCAAAUGGUUGCAUCAAUGCUUGCUGGUGAUGAAGUGAAUAUGACGAUUAAGCUGCCGCCUCCGUGUAUACAAAAACCGGUUGCUCUCUGGUCAGGGAAACAGAUUUUCAGUUUGAUACUCCGUCCGAACCCUGGAGAUCGUAUUAAAGUUAAUCUUAGAACCAAGGGGAAGGAAUAUUCAAAAAAGAAUGAGGAACUAUGCGCUAACGAUGGAUUCCUGUUGGUCCGAAAUUCUGAGUUGUUAGCCGGAUGCGUAGACAAGUCUACCAUUGGCUCUGGUUCUAAAAUCAACAUUUUUUAUGUACUCUUGCGUGACUAUGGAGAGGAUUACGCCAUCCAGGCUAUGUGGAAACUCUGUCGUGUAGCUUCGUAUUACAUGAUGAAUCGAGGAUUCUCAAUCGGGAUUGGAGAUGUCACACCUGGUAAAACUUUGUUAAAGGAGAAGCAGGCGCUUCUGGACAAUGGUUACGCCAAGUGCGACGAAUACAUUCGUCAACUUACCUUAGGUCAACUUCCAUGUCUACCCGGUUGUAACGAAGAAGAAUCAUUGGAGUCGAAGAUCUUAAAAGAGCUUUCUGGAAUCCGUGACCAGGCCGGAGAAGUUUGCAAGAAAGAGCUACAUCCUAGCAACAGUCCUUUAGUUAUGUCUAAAAGUGGAUCAAAAGGAUCUUACAUUAAUAUUUCUCAAAUGAUUGCCUGCGUCGGCCAGCAGGCCUUAAAUGGCAAAAGAGUUCCGAAUGGUUUUGAGGAUCGCAGUUUGCCUCACUUCAAACGGCAUUCGAAAAUCCCGGCUGCAAAAGGUUUUGUCUCAAACAGUUUUUAUUCGGGACUGACGCCCACAGAAUUUUUUUUCCACACCAUGGGUGGACGUGAAGGAUUGGUAGAUACUGCCGUGAAGACUGCCGAAACUGGGUACAUGCAACGGCGACUUGUAAAAUCAUUGGAAGAUCUUUGCUGCCAAUAUGAUUCUACCGUAAGGAACUCCACUGGGGAGAUCAUUCAGUUUGUUUACGGAGGGGAUGGACUUGAUCCAACUUACAUGGAAGCGAAAGAUCGCCCUGUCGAUUUUCAACGAUCUCUUGACCACAUCAAAGCCGCGUCUCCGUAUGCCGAUGAAGAACCCUUGGAUCAUGUGGAAUUGCAGCAAGCUUUUAACACAAUUAUGGAGACGGAUCCAUUCAAAUCACUUGGAGUCGACUUCCAACACGAACUGCGAAUUUUCGUUGAAAACCAAGUUAAACGAAUCAAAAAGGUGCGAGAGCGUUACAACAUGGAAGGUCGGUCGCUCCUUACAGUUGAAAAACAUCUUGAGCGUAUUACCGUAGGUCAACUUGUAGAGUUCUGUGAGUUUUCGAAAGAGAAGUAUCAACGGGCUAAGAUUGAACCAGGUACCGCAGUUGGAGCCCUCUGCGCGCAAAGUAUUGGAGAACCGGGCACUCAGAUGACGCUGAAAACUUUUCACUUUGCUGGUGUAGCAUCGAUGAACAUCACUCAGGGAGUUCCAAGAAUUAAGGAAAUCAUAAAUGCUUCAAAAGCCAUCAGUACGCCCGUUAUUUCCACCAGUCUCUUAGUAGAUAACGACCCUGAAUACGCACGCCGUGUAAAAGGAAGAAUAGAAAAGACGUUACUCGGAGAGGUGACGGAAUAUUUCGAAGAAGUUUAUCUCCCCGAUGACUGUUUCAUGCUUAUUAGACUGGACAUGAAUAGAAUCCGUUUAUUGAAACUUGAGGUGGAUGCAAAUUCUAUCCAGUGGAGUCUCUGCACGUGUAAGCUUAAAAUUAAACCGUCGUACAUUAAAGUGGUUAGUGAAACGAUAGUUAUUGUCAAACCUGCUCCAACUGCGAAGUCAUCAAUGUAUCACGUGAUGCAGAACCUCAAAGAACAACUGCCUAAGAUCGUCAUUAAGGGCUUACCAACCGUCAGCCGAGCAGUUAUUAAUGUCGAUGAUAGAAAAAAGCCACCGAGAUAUUAUCUUUUAGUUGAGGGUGACAACAUGCGCGAAGUCAUGGCGACUUACGGUGUAAAAGGAACUUCGACUACAUCCAAUAAUAUCCUAGAAGUUUUUAGCACUUUGGGAAUCGAAGCUGCCAAGGCCACAAUUGCUAAGGAAAUUCAGUAUACCAUGGAAAGUCAUGGCAUGAGUGUAGAUCGUCGUCAUGUCGCUUUAUUGUCCGAUCUAAUGAGUUGCAGAGGCGAGAUAUUGGGAAUAACAAGACACGGGCUGGCUAAGAUGAAAGAGUCCGUUUUAAUGUUAGCAUCAUUCGAGAGAACAUCCGAUCAUUUAUUUGACGCGUCUUACUACGGCCAAGAAGAUGAAAUCACUGGUGUUAGUGAGUGUAUCAUCAUGGGGAUUCCAAUGUCCAUAGGGACAGGAGCUUUUAAACUGCUGUACAAAACGGGGAAAAAAGAUCCACCAAGAACAAGGCAACUCAUCUUUGAUGUACCGGAGUAUCAUGUACCAAUGGUGUAGCUCCAUGCGUAAACGUGUUUGAUAGUCGAAACCUAACCGACUACAAUUUAAUCAAACUAAGUCGAAACAUUUAUUUUAUCUUAUACUGAAUGCUUAUGCAUGUUGUGUAAAUGCGUUGAACUAAGACUAAGACAACUUUUCUAAAUAUUGAAAAUACAUUCAAAUUUACGGGA